Messenger RNA from Ilex paraguariensis (yerba mate), 621 nucleotides. The record is from the annotation of a GenBank genome assembly. Lineage: Eukaryota; Viridiplantae; Streptophyta; Magnoliopsida; Aquifoliales; Aquifoliaceae.
AUGCACAGGAAGGAUUAUGGGAAAGACCAAAAUGAUCCUAAUAUGGUCGUUCGUCACUCCUUCGGUUCAGCAACAGAACUUAAAGCAAAAGGAAUACAUUUCAAGUCUAGCGGUACAUUUUGUCUAACAGACAUCAGCUUCACUUCGUCCUUUGGCUAUGGACAGUUGACACUUCCUCCUAUGGUACGUAAGGCGCACUCCAAGUUCCUCUUCUUGAACAUGAUUGCAUAUGAAAUGGCUCCUAACACAGAUACUGACCUUGAGGUUAACAGUUACAUUUAUUUCCUGAAUUUACUCAAUAGUGGAGCCGACGACGUUAUUGAGCUGCGAUCUCAUAACAUAAUUUCUAACUCCCGUGAUUCCAAUGAGGGAGUUGCAAAAUUCUUCAACACUAUGACUUCUGCUGUCUCACAAGCCAAUUUUUUUAUCCUUGAUGACGUUUGUAAUCGAAUUGAAGAGCACUUCACUAGCAAGGCAAAAACUUGGAUGGCUCAAGUCCUGCAUGAUCAUUUCAGUUCUCCGUGGACUACUGUGGCUUUUUUAGCCGAAAUGUUUCUUUUUAUCUUAACCUUCACCCAAACCUACUUCCAAGUUGUUCCUCGCUCUACAAACCAAAAGUAA